Molecule: messenger RNA, 7341 nt
Organism: Platichthys flesus (European flounder)
Lineage: Eukaryota; Metazoa; Chordata; Actinopteri; Pleuronectiformes; Pleuronectidae
Product: arf-GAP with GTPase, ANK repeat and PH domain-containing protein 1-like
Exons: 20
Coding region: 866-4591 (1241 amino acids)
Cellular component (GO): nucleus
Molecular function (GO): GTPase activity; protein binding; GTP binding
Source: RefSeq, a predicted model, not a curated record
UCAGUUUUUUUUCCCCUUCUUCUCUCUCUCUCUUUCGUCUCUUUUGUUGUGUCGGCACAAAUAAAAAUCUGAUGAGCGUGGGCCAGGACCACCACCAUCAUCAUCACUAGCACCCACACCUCACAGCAAGGCGGUCGGAACCAGCCCCUUUGCCAGAGCUGGAUCCCAGUGUGUGGAGCUGGUUGUGCGGCAGGCUAACGCAGGGCUAGCAGGGGGGCUGCAAGGCUCUGUGGCAGUGAGAAGAGGGGGGGAAGAAAAGGAGGAGGGGCAGUGGUGAGCUGGUGGGCUUCCUCUGCCUCACAGACACAUUUUAUUGACUUGCUAAUUGGAUGAGGCGCUCGGAGGAGAGGAUGCAGUGACUGAGAGGAGCUCUCCAGAGGAGGGAUACUGGCACAAGGAGGCUUUGCUUGAGGACGCAGCGACUUCAUGUCUUUUUGAGGACAAAAAAAUUGGAGACAUAACAACAGAUGUUUUUCAGCAUCUCCCUGUGACCCUCACGCCGUUCUCUCAUAAUUGUAUGCAUGACAUUGUCGAAUGGAGGCUCCAGCUGCCAGACGCUUCGUGACAAAUGAAUGAUUUCCAUUUUGAUGUUUUCUCCCCCCUGAUCCAUCUCACCUGUUUUUUCUCCCGGACCCAUCAGAUGAAGCUCUUCCUUUUUUUUUUGUCAGCCUGCUUUGAUGUGCCAUCUGAUAUGAGCGGUAAUCCGAUGGCGAGAUAAAGUCCUCAUCAAAUGAAAUGUACACAGAGCUUUGCAAUGGAUCUUCUUCAGGGAAAUUAAGUCUCAUCCCGGUUGUCAUGACGGAGGUGUGUAGGUCUGGCUAGGUCAGAGAGCAGGUGCCACCGUGCUGAGGUGUCUGCCGUCCCAAUGAGCAACGCCGGCAACCCACAGAGACGCACCACCUAUCUCAUCUCCCUCACUCUGGUGAAGGUUGAGGCUGUGCCAGAGGAUGAUGCAGAGAACCAGAAGGAGGCUCUUCCAGAGGGGGAAGGGAGCCCCAAGAAGAAGAUAGAAGAGGAGGAGGAGGAGGAGGAGGACGAGGAGGAGGAGGAGGAGGAGGAGGGGGAGGAGGAGGAGGGGGAGGAGGUCAGAGAUGUCCCUGAAAAGGACGAAGGACUUGUAUAUGCGGAAGUGGUGGGAAAAGAAAUCGCACAGGUGGAAGAAGAAUAUGUUGAGCAGGUGCCAGUCAAGUAUGGAACCCCCACUGAGAGCAGAAGGAAACCUGAGUGGAGGGAAACUCACAGACACCAAAAAGACACCGCAGCAACUGGCAAAGGCAAAGACAAUUAUCACAUACAUGCACCUGUUCGGCAAAUGGUCAAAGUGUACGGAGGAACUUCCUCCGAGGGAACUUUCCGCAGAGAGGGGCCUCGCUCAGACGCCUUGCGCCCUAAGACGGAGCUCUACCGGGAGCCACCCAUGCUCUACCUAAAGGGAGAAAAUGGAGCAGACCCGAGCAGCCGCUCACGUUGCAGCCUCCCUUUUUCCAUCCCUCCGCAGGUUAGCCAGCGCCCAGAGGUCCUGAUGAGGCCUCACGCAGGAGGCAACUCCACAGCCUGGAGGGAGCUCAGAGAGGCCAACACCAGCCUGUAUCACUCUGCUAAGACUUUGGACCGCAGGGACAACCGUGAUCAUUCCGCCAUAAUGGCAGCUACAACUCUGGGGCCUUACAGGGCAUCGUGGGCCGACAGCGAUGGCAGGGGCACGCUCAUUCGCCCCGGAGUUCCCAUCAGCGGUGGGUUUUCAGGCAUAAUGACGCGGGACAGUCCACAGGGGGAGAGAUUUAAGACUACUGUUUCUCUGCCCACGCCUCCUGCCACGGAUGUGUGCAGGCCUCAGAGGAAAACAACUAGUCGUACCCUGGACAACAGCGACCUACAUUCCUUCUCUGACGACCUGAGGAAGGGGAAGGAGGGUCAGGGAGGAACAAUCCAGCGAGCUCCACCUCGUGACCGCAAGAUGCUCAAGUUCAUCAGUGGGAUUUUCACCAAAAGUGCAGCUGUGCCGCCUACUGUUAACACCGCAUGUCCUCUCUAUCCAGCUGUGGAGAGGGGCUCAAGUGAAGAGGAAGGUGCAGUCACCAGCAGUCAAGAAUGGACCAUGAGCCAAACUGUACAAGAGCUUCACCUGGGUGUUCUGGGAGGUUUGUGCAGUGGGAAGUCUGCUCUGGUCCACAGACACCUGACAGGAAGUUACCUGCCGCUGGAGAACGCUGAGGGGCGGCAGUACAUCAAGGAUGUCCUAGUUGACGGACAGAGCCACCUUUUGAUUAUCAGAGAGGAGACAGAGCUGCCUGGACCUCAGUUUGCGAGUUGGGUGGAUGCAGUAGUCUUAGUUUUCAGUCUGGAAAAUGAGGCCAGCUUCCUGGAAGUUUACAAAAUCUACCACCAGCUCGCCGUCCACCGGCCCGUCGCCGAGAUACCUUUCGUAGUAGUUGGCACUCAGGAUAAGAUCAGCAGCACCAACCCCAGGGUGAUCGAUGACGCCAGGGCCCGACAGCUGUGCUCAGACGUGCGGCGCUGCACCUACUAUGAAACCUGUGCCACGUACGGCCUCAACGUGAACCGGGUCUUUACUGAUGCUGCUCAGAAAAUCAUGGCAGCCAAGAAACAAGCUGCUUUGCUGGCCUCCUGUAAAUCUCUCCCCAACUCUCCCAGUCAUUCUGGAGGCUCCACUCCAGUGUCAGGCGUCUUUCCAGGACAGGCCAGUAACGGUGGUCAGAGCAGCGAUUACUCCUCUUCACUUCCCUCCACUCCUGUCAUCAGCCAUAAGGAGAUCGGCAGGACAGCGAGGGGGGAGAAACAGGACAGUGCCACACCAGGGACAGUCCGCAGCGCCACCCGAAGACGCACCUCUCGAUUUGCGGGUCGGAGGGGCAGCGACUCAAACAGGAGGAGUGCAGACUAUAAGGGCGAUCUGGGCAUUGGACGCUCCAUCCCCAUCAAACAGGGCAUCUUGCUGAAGCGCAGCGGGAGCUCGCUCAACAAAGAGUGGAAGAAGAAGUAUGUCACGCUGUCCAACGACGGCAUACUGUCCUAUCACUCCAGUGUCAAUGACUACAUGCUCAAUACCCCGGGGAAAGAGAUGGACCUGCUGAGAGUGACGGUGAAAGUGCCCGGAAAGCGACCACCGCGCGCUGUACCCCCCUGCGGCCCUCCAGCCGGGCUCAAUGGCCGGGUUAAAGACAUGCCUGGACCCGAGGGUUUGAGCCCAGUGCCUGUAAGUGCCAGCGGCCUCCUGCAAGUGGAGGAAAUGGAAGGGCUGGGCGGUGCGCUCUUCCUGAGGAGUAACAGAGGGGUGCAACGGUGUCCUUCCACUUUAUCCAACCCCGCUCAGAGUGUGGACUCUGCAGUCGAGGGAGUCUCCAGCUCCUCCUCCACCAAAGACGUAGGCUGUGCCUCCCCAGUGGCCGACAGGAAGAAGCAUCGCAGGAAGAAGAGCAUGAACCAGAAAGGAGACGCUGCCCCCGGCCAAGCUGACGCCAAGCGCAAAAUGUGGAAACUCAAAAGCUUUGGUAGCUUAAGAAACGUAAGCAAGACAGAUGAGGAUAACUUUGACUUCCUUAUCGUGUCGAGCACCGGCCAGACGUGGCACUUUGAAGCCCAGAGUGUGGAGGAGAGAGAUUCCUGGGUCCAGGCCAUCGAGAGCCAGAUCCUGGCCAGUCUGCAGCUGUGUGAGAGCAACAAAAACAAGGCUCGCAGGAACAGCCAGAGUGAGGCAGUGGCUCUACAGGCGAUCCGCAACGCAAAGGGCAACAACUUCUGUGUUGACUGCGAUGCUCCGAAUCCGACCUGGGCCAGUCUGAACCUGGGGGCUCUCAUCUGCAUCGAGUGUUCGGGGAUCCACAGGAACCUGGGGACCCAUCUGACGCGGGUUCGCUCGCUCGACCUCGAUGAUCUCCCCCGGGAGCUGACUCUGGUGCUCAGCGCCAUCGGCAACCACAUGGUGAACUGUACAUGGGAGGCGCGCACACUGGGGAGACGCAAACCAGCUCCUGACGCCUCACGAGAGGAGCGGGAGUCGUGGAUCAGAGCCAAGUAUGAGCAGAAACUGUUUGUGGCACCGUUGCCUCCUCCCACUCCCGGAGAGGGCCCAGACAUCACGCUAUCUGGCCGCCUUCUGCUGACAGUGAUGGAGCACAACCUCCCCAAGCUGCUGCUCCUCUUGGCUCACUGCACGAAGGAGGACAUUAACGCACCGCUCAGUCUGGCCCUCUCCUCCAGGGCGCUCUUGGCGCUGCGACUGCCCGGCUCUGCCCUGCACGCUGCCUGUCAGCACGGCGAUGUGGUGAUGACGCAGCUCCUCGUCUGGUAUGGCUGUGAUUUGCGGUAUCGGGACGCUCAGGGCCUGACGGCGUUGGCUCUGGCUCGCAGCGCUGGCAGCCAGGAGUGCGUCGACAUCCUGCUCCAGUACGGAUGCCCCAACGAACCGGUCCCUUCCAUCGCCACGACGGUCGGCUUCGCAGCAUCCGCCACAUCCAGCUUCCCUGUUGCCAUGGCGCCCAGCCUGACGGUUGCCACGACGCUCAAGAUCUCACACAGGAGCAGCGGCACCAGUUUGAGCUACAGCACGUCGAGAAGAGCAGUGUCAUAAGGAAACAUGUGGUGUGGUGUAACAUGCGUGUGUGUGUUUGUGUGUGUGUGUGUGUGUGUGUGUUUCAGGGAUGAAAACACACUGGCAGUAACACAGGCACAUUUAGUCUGCUUGAAUGAAUUAACCAAAACAAGAAAAAAAUCCUGACCCCACGCGACAUGACGUCCAGAUUCCUCUGCAUUCAGACUUCAUAGGAAUGUAUUGCACUGUAUACCAGCGGGUAUGAUUCACUUUUCAUCAUGCAGUUAUUAUUCCGCCAGGUUUGAAUAUUGACUCUGUUACAAAUGCAGUAUAUUUACUCUGUUGAGAAUGGAAAUCUGCCUUUGGCCUCAAACAGCUUAGCUGAGUCUCUGGAGCCCAGAAGUAAAGAGCUGCAAUAAGUUUACUAUUAGAGAGAUGGACGUCUCCGUUUUUUCCGACUCUGUCUCGCUUGAAAUCCCAAACGUCAAACACAUCCAUACUUCUUCCUAACUUUAUUGACCAUGAAUGUCCGUUUGAAAUUCAGAGUGUGUACACUGUGUGGCCUUCAACACAGCUGGCCGUUGACUGUGAAUAUUAUGUCCUGUCUGUUGAUUUAAGAAAAAGGAAAAAGAAGAAACUUUACAAUGGUUGAAAAACAAACGGUUUUAAAGAGAUUAAAAAAAUAACUGUAUAGAGAUAGAUUAAUAAAAUACUAUAAUAUUCUAAAAAUGUAAAAGUGCUUCAUUUUGCAGAUUGUUAUUGUACGAUUUGUACACUUGGUUGUGUGUAUAAAAGUGAAAGGGUUAACUAUAGCUGUUCAGAGAUUUACUGCACAGCCUCUUGUGUUGGUUUUCCCUCGACUGAGAUUUCUAUGUCCCGUCUGCAUCACUGUGUGUGUGACAUGAACACAGCACAUGGUCUGUGUGUCGUGACAGCCUGUCAUUAGCAAGAAGAGUGUGUAAACCCGAGAUGGCUUGAUUUUUGAAUGUAUACGAAGAUUAUCAUUUCAAACACUAAAGUGUUUUCCAGACAAUAUUCCUGCUGUGAUGAACAUAUCCAAGGAUCUGAUCUAUAAAACUGGGCCUAUGAAUGAUGACGAUUAUGUUUGCAAGUGGCUGAAAAUCAACAUUAAAUAACGGCAUGUUGCCCCAAAUUCACAACUUUUAAAAAUGCAUAAAAAAACAACUGUCGUGCAGAACUGUAUGUAUUUAUUUUGUGUAGAUCUGAAGACUCCGCUGAGUGUUCAUGUCUGUGAUGUAAGCAUCUCUCUCCAUUUGUAUUUUUAUACCCAUGGAAUGAUUCAUAGGGCAUUCAUCCAUUAUCAAUACACUAAGGCUACUGCUCAAGCUGUGGUACUUUGUCAGAGUUGUGUGUGUUUUUCUGUGUCGGGGCUCUUAGCAAACCUUUAAUUAUUUCAUAUAUAUAUAUGUAUAUAUACAUAUACAUAUAUAUAUAUAAAUGUAUUGUAUCUUUUACUUAUAUGGAUACUUUAAUCAGUCUAUAGAGUUUACACCCAUGAGGCUCAAGCACAUAAAUAUCAUUCAGUGAUUGCAUCACCGAGCCGAGAGCGUAGCUGCCUCAAACGGGUGGAGUCCUCUGUAUCCGUUGGUCAUCACUUAACACUUUACUUACAUUUAAACAGGAGAUCUUCUGGAUCAGACUGGUUCUUUUUAAAGGCCCCUACUGGCUCUGACCUACUUUUUUUCUAGGUCAAAGUCUUUUUAUAUUAUCACACUCAGUCUGUGAUGGUUUCAUUUUCAUGGAUUCAAAGUGGUAAAGUUUUUUUUCCUGUGCAAACACAUGUAAAGACAAAUGGGACACAACAAACACAUCGACUCGAAGGCAACUUCAGCUCUGAUGCCAACAUGCAUCGGAGUUCAGGAACCGUAGUAAAAUAUAGAAAACACGAGGUUGAAAUGUAUGAUAUUAAAUAAUGAUAUAUGAUAAUACAGAUAUAUAGAAAAGACCUUCGUUAUAACCAUCAAAGUACCAAGAGAAAAAGUCUGAAUAAAAAAGAGGAAAACUCAGCAUCAACAAUUUCUAAAAAGAAAUGCACCUCAUUGUAAAUGGUUUGAAAACUCAAGGCCAGAUGACUAUUGUCAUUCACUGAAGCAACUUGUAUUUGCAAAGAUGCUCCUGAGAUUUCAGAUUACGUGUUUUGAAUGAUUUGAGCCCCACAAACCAGAGUUGAACUGUAAUUCUGCGAGCUGUAGCCAUAAACUGAGAAUAACACAAGGGCCGUGUAUGUGUUUGUUAUAGAUUGUGAUGCAUGAAAGAGGAAAAGGCAGUUGUGUGUUUUCAGUUCAAUACAGACAUUGAUUCAUUCCACCUCUUUGUGUUGACUUUGCUAUAAAACUCUUUGGCUCUGGAAAGUGUACAUGAACCCGAAAAGACCAAUAUGUUUUACUCUGAGGUGAAUUUAGACUUACAUUUGUUAUCAUGGUUGUUGGUGUCUUACAUUAAAAAAAGAAAAUUAUUGCAUAGUUUAAUGUUGAUGUUUGACAAAGUUACAUUUGUGUUGGUCUUUUUAUGCUGUUUUAGAGCUCGACAUGAUGUAGUAUGUUUUUAUCUUUUUGGGUUCAUUUUUGACCAUUUUUAUAUUCCAACAUGACCUUGCUCUGCAGCGAGUUUUGAAAACCCUCAUUGCUUUAAAACCAUAUUCAAAAAAAAUAACCUGCAAAGCGAAUCAAUGUACGAUGAUGAUGAUUAGCAGAGAUGAUCCAACUCAUCUUGCAAAUAAAACAAGAAUUCCUUUCCGCUCACAAAAUAAAGCGAGGCUGCUGUGAAUA